Vicia villosa (hairy vetch) is the source of this 2621-nucleotide messenger RNA. Its product is annotated as protein BONZAI 3-like. Lineage: Eukaryota; Viridiplantae; Streptophyta; Magnoliopsida; Fabales; Fabaceae. The record is from RefSeq and is a predicted model, not a curated record. Gene Ontology annotation, cellular component: plasma membrane. Gene Ontology annotation, molecular function: calcium-dependent phospholipid binding. Gene Ontology annotation, biological process: cellular response to calcium ion. Bases 457 to 2283 code for a protein of 608 amino acids. The transcript has 17 exons.
GACUUUUCCUUUCUUUUGUUUCCACAAUUUAUUUAUAGACAGAGCUUUCUUUUCUUGUGCCAUAAGUCAUAUAGUCUUCACGUGAAAGAGUCUAAUAAUGAUGAAUAUAUAGAUAUAAUAAUAAUGGUGAAUAAAUACUGAUUUUACAAGCACCUUCUGAGUUACUACUAUACAAAUUUAUUCUUAUUACUGAGUUUAACAAACACCUGCUACGUAUCAGAAACUAAUCAAGAGAUUAAGUCGUUGAUUUGUUAUUUGGUAAGGUAAGACCGAUUUUCGUGGAAAAUAAAACAAUUUUGUCUUAUUAAUAAUAAUAAAUAUUAUUAUUAUUAAGAUGAAAUAAAGCAGUAUAUAUAAACUGAAAAAAGAAACAAAAGGCUUGUUGUAUUGUAUCGAUUGAAGAGUGAGUGAGAGUUGUAUUCUAUCUGAGAUUGGAAAAGGAAAUUAGGGUUUAAAAUGGGAGGAUGUUUCUCAGACGUGAAAGGAGCGAAGGAAGCAGUUGGUGGUGUUAAUCAGAAAGCAACGAACAACAACAAUGACGCUGUUGAUUUCUUCUAUACAUCUCAGGGUUUUCAGCCAUUGUUCACCAGAAUCGAGUUAUCUUUCUCAGCAUCUGACUUACUUGAUAUGGACAUUACAUCAAAGAGUGAUCCUAUGCUUGUUGUAUAUGCAAAGAAAGGAGAUGGCAAAUUGGAAGAAUUAGGACGAACUGAAGUUAUAACCAAUUGCUUGAAUCCAGAAUGGAUAGAAAAAAUUAAUAUUGCAUUUCAUUUCGAGAUUGUGCAACCACUUCUAUUUCAUGUGUAUGACAUUGACACAACAUAUCAUGGCGUUUCCACUAAGGAAUCAUCAAAUUUGGAAUCAAAUUCUGAACCAAUUCUAGUGGAUCAAGAAAAAAUUAAACUUGACCAGUCCCACAAGCAAAUUAAAUUAUUUAAAUCAGAGACACUAAAACUGAAAGAUCAAGAUUUCAUUGGAGAAGCGAGUUGCAAUUUAUCAGAGAUAGUGACCAAACAAAACCGGAGCUUAACCUUAAAGCUUCAAGGCAAAAGAGAGAGUAUUGUUCAAAGAAAUCUAGGAACAGUUACCAUUCAUGCUGAGGAGACCGUUGCUUCAAGGAAUGUUGUUCAGAUUAGCUUCCGUUGUACUCGCUUGGAUAACAAAGACGUUUUUUCCAAAAGUGAUCCUUUUCUAAGGGUAUCAAGAUUGGUUGAAACCGGAGGUUCUAUUCCUAUUUGCAAGACUGAAGUCAUAGAUAACAAUUUAAAUCCAAAAUGGAAACCAAUUUCUCUUAAUUUCCAGCAAUUUGGAAGUAAAGAGACUCCAUUACUUAUUGAGUGUUUUGACUUCAAUAGGAAUGGCAAUCAUUCAUUUAUCGGUAAAAUGCAGAAGUCAAUUGCAGACCUUGAAAAGCUAUUUAAUGAGAGGAAAGGUGCAAAUUUUCUUGUGCCAUCGAAACGCCGUGGACAAGAUAAGAUUUUAAAGGGGCAACUCUUUGUGGAUCACUAUAUUGAAAGGGAACAAUUCAGCUUUAUUGAUUACAUAUCUAGUGGAUUUGAACUCAACUUCAUGGUUGCAAUAGACUUCACUGCUUCCAAUGGAAAUCCUCAACAGCCAGAUUCUUUGCAUUACAUCAAUGCAUCAGGUCGGCUAAACGCAUACCAAAAGGCUAUAAUGGAGGUUGGAGAAGUUAUUCAGUUCUACGAUUCUGAUAAGAUGUUUCCUGCUUGGGGAUUCGGAGGAACUGUACAAAGUGGUGCAGUAUCUCACUGUUUUAACCUGAAUGGAGGACCUCCAGGUAGCUCUGAGGUGGCAGGAGUUGAAGGCAUAAUGGAUGCUUAUUCUAGUGCUUUACACACAGUCAGACUAUCUGGACCAACUUUAUUCGGCCCGGUUAUCAACACGGCUGCACAGAUGGCUACAGAGUCCCUUUCAUCGUAUAACAGCACUAAAUACUAUGUAUUGCUUAUCAUAACGGACGGAAUUGUUACGGAUCUUCAAGAAUCAAUAAAUGCUGUGGUUAACGCAUCUGAUCUUCCUCUAUCGAUACUUAUAGUUGGCGUUGGAGGCGCUGAUUUCUCCGGCAUGGAGGUAUUGGAUGCUGAUAGUGGACCUCGUUUAAGAAGUUCUACUGGUCGUGUAGCGGCAAGAGAUAUAGUGCAGUUUGUUCCAAUGAGAGAAGUUCAAAGAGGACAAAUCUCUGUUGUGCAAGCUCUUUUGGAAGAAUUGCCUGAUCAGUUUUUGGGUUUCAUGAGGAGCAGAGAUAUCAAACCAAUCUCUUAAACAUCCAAAAUUCAUUAGAAUUUACAAUUAGGUCAUCAAGAUUUUUUCUAUAUUUAGAUAGUUGAUCCAUAAAAUACCUUAGAUUUUAAGAGGUACUUUUUGUGUUGGAUGAAGAUGAAACUUCAGGUCUCUACACAAUAUAUUUGCAUUUUUUUCAAAAUUAACUAUAGACAAAAAGAUAUGAAUCUCAAUAGAAAGUAGUUAGCAAUUAGUUUACAUUUAGUUAUUUAUUUUUCAAGUUGAUGUACCAUUCUAUGUUGAAAGUAAGAAUAUGCUUUACUUCAAUAAUGUUUCAAAUGCAUUACAUUUACAUGAUUAAGAGAACUUAGUUUGUUAUA